AUGCCUACUUCGGCGCAUUACAAGUUCACCAACCGAAAGAUCUUUUUACCUAGUCGUUCCAAGGUUUCGGGUUCAGACUCAACCAGCUAUGCAGUUAUUUUCGACGCAGGGAGUUCCGGAAGUAGAGUGCAUGUGUUUCGUUUUGAUCAACACUUAGUUCUGCUUCCUGUCGGAAACGGCACAGAUUUUGAGCUUUAUGUUCAGGUUAAGCCAGGUUUGAGUUCAUAUGCAGACGACCCGGAGGCUGCAGCAGAUUCACUUGUUCCUUUGCUUAAGGAAGCAGAAAAUGUUGUGCCUGAAGAGUUGAGAUCCAAGACUCCAGUCAGAGUAGGGGCUACGGCUGGCUUGAGGUCGUUGGAAGGUGAUGCAUCAGAGUUGAUUUUGGAAGCAGUCAGAGAUCUUAUAGCAAAUAGUAGCAGUCUGAAGUACGAGGCAGAUGCAGUUUCUAUUUUGACAGGUUCACAAGAAGGUUCUUAUAUGUGGAUCGCAAUAAACUACUUACUUGAAAAUUUGGGGAAUAAAUAUCCAGACACAGUUGGAGUAGUUGAUCUUGGCGGUGGAUCUAUUCAAAUGGCAUAUACUAUCUCCGAGGAGAAUGCUGCAAUAGCACCAACAGUAGCAGAUGGAGAGGACCCAUAUGUAGAGGAAUUGCUUCUUAAGGGAACCAAAUAUUACCUCUACGUUCACAGUUACUUGAACUACGGCUUAUUGGCUGCUCGAGCGGGGAUUUUGAAGGUUUCUAAAAACUCCAGCAACCCCUGCAUCUUGGCUGGUUAUGAUGGUAUUUACAGCUAUGGAGGAGUAGACUAUAAAGCAUCAGCUUCUCCUUCCGGUACAAGCUUUACAAAAUGCAGAAGAGCAAUUCUUAAAGUUCUCCGAGUGAAUGCACCAUGUGAGUUUGUGAAUUGCACAUUUGGUGGGAUAUGGAAUGGUGGCGGCGGGGAAGGACAGAAGAAUUUGUAUGUUGCAUCAUUUUUCUUCGACAUGGCUGCUGCGGCUGGUUUUGUUGAUACCGAUGCAAAUUCAGCCGAAGCUAGCCCUUCAGAUUUCAAGAAAGCAGCUGAGCUUGCUUGCGAAACUAAAUUUGAGGAUGUAAAAUCCAAAUAUCCAAAUGCAGAGGAGGAAGACUUGCCAUACUUAUGCAUGGAUCUUUCCUAUGAAUAUACAUUGCUCGUAGAUGGAUUUGGUCUUCAUCCUCGGAAAAGGCUCACACUGGUGAAGCAGAUUGAAUAUCAGAAUUCCCUUAUCGGAGCUGCAUGGCCACUAGGUAGUGCCAUAGAGGCUGAUAUCCGCACGAAGUCAAUCCUACACGAAGGACCUCUGGACAAUGGCAUUUACACCAUGCUGUUUGAAUCGGAUUCAUCACUAAGUUCUGCCUAA
Molecule: messenger RNA, 1380 nt
Organism: Dovyalis caffra
Lineage: Eukaryota; Viridiplantae; Streptophyta; Magnoliopsida; Malpighiales; Salicaceae
Source: the annotation of a GenBank genome assembly